This is a messenger RNA of Eucalyptus grandis, 2562 nucleotides long. RefSeq lists its product as uncharacterized. Bases 673 to 2298 code for a protein of 541 amino acids. The record is from RefSeq and is a predicted model, not a curated record. NCBI's taxonomy places the organism in Eukaryota, Viridiplantae, Streptophyta, Magnoliopsida, Myrtales, Myrtaceae. Gene Ontology annotation, cellular component: plasma membrane. The transcript is spliced from 20 exons.
CCGUCGUUUUCGCGUUCCAUCCUCCUCCUCCCUCCUCCUCCUCCUCCGCCCUUUCCACACUCAAAUCUUUGACAUUUUUUUCUAACAGAAUCGCAGGGGCGACACGACUCCCUCCCCCACGUUUCCACGCCCCUCCUUUGACUUUCUUCCCUCCUCCUCCUUCCUUCGUCUUCGUCUUCGUCUUCGUCUUCGCCUUCGCCUUCGUCAUCGUCUUCGCCUUCUGCCGCAGGCCACCGCCGCGUCCCCACCGCAUUCUCUCUCUCUCUCUCUCUCUCUCUCUCUCUCGCUAUAUCUCAAUCGAUAUCGAUCGAUCAAUCGAGACUCCGGCUUCGGCUUCGGCUUCGCGUCGAGGACUCGCUCGUUGUUCGGGCAGGUGGCGAUCGUAUCUCUGCUCGAUCUAGUCCGUGGAGCUCGGAGGCGUUGCUAAUCGCGGUGCGCGCCCUUCGGUCGCUUCCGUCGUCGUCGGACGGCCUUCUUUGUUCUCGUAGAUAGCUUCUUCCAGCAUUCUGGAGCUCACAGCUAUCAAAGGAAAGUUGAUCAAAUCCUUGGAAGCAACAUAGGGGGUGAAGCUUGAAAUGCACUAAGAUGCAAAUUAGGAUUGUUAACAAUGGAAGUUUUUAGCUGUAAUGCUGGCAUAAUUUAUGCUGAAGAGGAUAAAGAAUCAGCAGUGUGAUGUCUGCCAAUAGAAGCUCAAGAAAUGGGCAUAGUGGCGAUGGUCUUGGCAGCCAACAAUCUGGUGCUUUAAGCAGAGGUGGCCUCGAAAAACAUUCCCACGAAAAGAUUUCCAAUGGAGAUGGCAAGAUUGAUCAUUCACACGACCCAGACCCAGAGACUAUGGAACUUUAUGCCCGAGCUAGGGCACAAGAAAGGGAGAUCCAGACUCUUCGCGAACAAAUUGCCGCAGCUUACGUGAAUGAAAUGAAGCUCUUGAGUGAAAAAUAUGCCUUAGAGAAGAAAUUUGCGGACAUAAGACUGGCAAUCGAUGAAAAGCAAAAUGAAGCCACUGCCUAUGCCUCAAGUGAACUGGCCCGUAGGAAAGGUGAUCUGGAGCAAAAUCUAAAAUUAGCUCAUGAACUGAAGGAAACAGAGGAUGAAAGAUACAUGUUUGUGUCUUCCAUGCUUGGUUUGUUGUCUUCAUAUGACAUAUGGCCACCAGUCUUGAAUGCCACUGCCAUAUCCACAUACAUUAAGCGUUUGCAUGAUCAAUUAAGGUGGAAGCUUAGGACUUCAGAGGAUAAAAUUAGAGAAGCAGAAAAUGCAGGGGGAAUCAAUAUUGGGAAUGCUUCGGAUGUUAAAGACAAUAAUUGGUCUGGCAUGCCAACAAGACAAGUUCCCCAAACAUCGAUGUUAUAUUCCCACUCUUCUGUGCGCAAUCAUCAGGGUGUUUCCGGUCGAGACACAUAUAAAGAUGGGAAUGCUUUGGAACUAACGAACAACUUGUCAAAAUACAUGCAUUACAAUCAACCUACCUCUUUGCAGAACUUAACAUAUGAUCAGGCAAUGAGCCAGCAACUGGGUACUGAUAAUGCAGCAGAAUUUGCAUUCGAUAUACGCAGGUCUUCAGAGUCUUCAGAUAGAAUACUGAUGGAGGCAAUAGCAUCUCGAACUCCUAACAAUGAUGACAGUGUUGCUUCCAGUGCUUCUCAAGGGGGACCGGGUAUAGAUGGUUUUCAGAUUGUUGGUGAAGCUACACCAGGCAACCAACUUCUUGGGUGCGGAUAUCCUGUUCGUGGAACUUCACUUUGUAUGUUUCAGUGGGUCCGUCAUCUUCCCGAUGGUACUACGCAGUACAUUGAGGGUGCAACAAAUCCAGAAUAUAUUGUUACUGCUGAUGACGUUGACAAGCUUAUUGCUGUUGAAUGCAUACCAAUGGAUGACCAAGGCCGCCAGGGGGACAUCGUGAGGCUUUUUGCUAACGACCAGAAUAAAAUAAAAUGUGAUCCAGAAAUGCAAAUGGAGAUUGAUACAUAUCUUUCUAGUGGUCAGGCCAUGUUUAAAAUUGUAAUAAUGCUGCUUGAUUCUUCUGAGAAUUGGCAAUCAGCUACCUUAGUUUUGGGACGGUCUGCCUACGAGAUCAAAAUCAUUGAAACGGGGGCUUUAUUAAUUGCUGAGAAGUUCUCAAAUCAGUCGUCUAUAAAAGUUCCUUCUGGGCUCUCGACGCAGUUUGUUUUGACUUGUUCAGAUGGAUCUACCUAUCCUAUAAACACAUACAAUGUCCGAAGGCGCGACACUCUUGUGGUGACCAUGAGAAUGUUCCAAAGCAAGUCUCUGGAGGACAAGAGAAAAGCAAGAGCAUAGACUUAGGGAGUCGGUCGUAGUGUCAAUAGUAAAAUUCCCCCCACCAUAGAAAUUCAGAAACAAUGAUUUGAUGUCGAGGCUUGUAAUUUGAUUUUGAUAAUUCAUGCUGUAAUUGUUUUGUCUUCUACGGGCUGUAAUGUUUUUUACCGUAGGCAUCACUACACGGCCUGCGUUAAUCGAUGACAGUGAGCAAUGUCCUCCUUCCUUUCCGCGACUAGAACUUCUGACAUGAGCUCUACUCCACGUGGUCGGGGCUGCCUGAAA